AGCAAUUGUAAAACAUUAUCAAUAACUCAUGUAACCAUGAUGCAACAGCACUAGGUACUGUCUAGGUGGUAGUGGUAGCUCUAUGGGCGUCGUCCUGAAACUGAAAUUGCGUGUGCGCAUCAGUAGCGCUCACGCCGACGCGCGCCGCGGACAUCGACAUGGAAACUCGGUCGUUAGCCCUCCUCGCGCUAUGCGUCGUCUACGCAGAGCCUCUCUCGGGGGCCAACGACGCCCCUAAGCCUCUCAGGCCCCUCCAGCAAGUUCUAAAAACUCGCAGCGACGCCUUCGACCCGUACGCCAACGAGUACACCCAGGAUUACGAGCCCGUGGCCUUCGCCGCCGUCCCCCUCGGCAGCCCAGUGCCAAUCAUAGCCGUGCUCUCAGAAAACCCACUGGAACAGGCCAAACAGCUCCAGAAUGCGGUAGCCACAUCCCUCAAGCAAGCAUACUCGAAACCAGACUAUCAGCAAAACUUCAUCCAAAGUGACCCAACCGAGUAUCCAAGCCACUACACGAAGCCUUACGAAGAAUACCAAAAACCUUACGAACACCUAAAAUCGAAGCCAUACAUGCCCCCGGAAUACCCGAAGUAUUAUUCAUCUAUAGAAUUCGCUAAGCAGUAUCCUUCUUUGGAAUACGCCAAGCCGUAUCCUCCUGUAGAAUACAUUAAGCCGGCCCCUCCCGUGGAAUACACUAAGCCAUACCCUGUGGAAUAUGUUAAGCCUUACCCCGUGGAAUACCCUAAGCCGUAUACUGUAGAAUACCCGUAUCGUUCUGCAGAAUACACGAAGCCGUAUCAAGAAGAGUACGUACGCGACAGGCCGUACCGAGAAGAGUAUGUGCACGAGAGACCGACCGCAACAGAAGAAAAACCGACGAUACUAUACGCGAGACCGAAUGGGAAUGGCGGAUACACGUAUUCUAGAAGGCCUUUAAAGAAAAGGAAUGUGAAGAGGCCUCAGAAACAAAAGCCAAUGAUUAUAAGGGUUCAUAAGUACAGGGUGGUUAGAAGUCGCAGAUCAGAGCCUGAUAUAAGCUUAUAAAGUGUUUUGUGAUUUAGUGUUUUGCCUGCUUUUAAAUAGUUGCAUAAUGUGGUGGUUUAUGUGAUGAGACUACACUGUGUUUUAAUCCGCAAUGAGAUAAAAAGUGAAGUUGUAAAGUGGCGUUUAAUUGAUUUUUA
This is a messenger RNA of Cydia amplana, 1180 nucleotides long. RefSeq lists its product as uncharacterized. The record is from RefSeq and is a predicted model, not a curated record. The coding region runs from base 159 to 1043 and encodes 294 amino acids. NCBI's taxonomy places the organism in Eukaryota, Metazoa, Arthropoda, Insecta, Lepidoptera, Tortricidae. The transcript is spliced from 3 exons.